GCGGGUGUAUGAUUUUUUGUGUUUUUUGAUAGCUGCUGUGGCUUGGAAUUGGAUAUUCUUAUUAUGGAUUUUGCCCUUGUAUGCUCCCCAGGCCGCCGGGAUCGGGAUCGGCAUUUUCAAAUCGCGACGGAACUGCGCCCAUCGAGGAUCACAGUAUGGUGUCCUCCAUCAUCGUCGAAACACGUGGGAGACUUGGCGUCGACAUGCAAGGGGAGGAGGGCUGGGGAUCUCUCGCCACGUGUCACCGACGAUACCAUCACCGGCGGUCGCCGCCAUCGCCGAUUGAUUGGUGAAGAGGGCCGGGGUCUCUUCUUCUCGGCAUCGACGAGCGAGCAGCAGCAGCAGCAACAGCAGCCAUCGGGGUGCCACUAUCGAGGUACCGACGAGGCAAGCAUGUCCGGAUCCCAACCGGCAUAUUAUGAUGCCAGUCGGAGAGAGCAGAGGUCGGGUCUGGCGCCGAAAAUGGGUGCGGGGGGGGAGGAGGGUCGUCCGUCCCCCCGGUGCCAGUUCUGCAGGUUUGGCGGUCUAGCAAGCUUGUCGAUGCUAACUGGCGAUGGCUGCUCGAGGGUGAGCGGGGAUAAGACGAAGACGAAGACGAAGCUGAGCUGCAGCAGCAGCAGCGAUGGCGGCGGGCAUCAGGGCUUGAUGGGGUGGUUAGCAAGAAGCGGGUUGAUGGUGAAUUGCGCGGCAAGGAACCGCGAUGGAGAUGGAGCCUCUAGUCAUCCAACACAGGCGAGAGGAGGAGGUUUCUUCUGGAGAGCUGAGGGGAGGCGGAAGGAGGAAGAGGAAGAGGAGGAGGUGGUGGUGGAUUCUCUGCCACCAUCAUCGUCGCGACGCCGACAUCGCUGGCAACAAGAGAGGGGCAGGAACGGCAGCGGCCUGAUUCAAUUCGUCAAUACGUCGUCUUCUGUCUCCUCCUCCUCUUCCUCCUCCUCGUUUGCAGAUCAAGCGGCAAAGAAGAAGAAGAAGAAGCAGAGGGAGGAGCAGCAGGAAGGGGAAGGUGUCACGUGGCGAACGGUCCUUGUUGGCGCCAUAGCUGGAGGUACCGCGGGUGUCAGCGUCGAGACCUUGCUUUACCCCAUCGAUACGAUCAAGACGAGGCUGCAAGCUGCCAGGUCAGGGGGGGGCAUCGUUUUCAAGGGCUUGUAUUCUGGAUGGGCGGGAAACUUGAUUGGGGUGAUUCCCGCGUCGGCGCUAUUUGUGGGGGUGUACGAGCCGGCGAAGCAGAAGCUUCUGGAAGUUUUCCCGCCACAUCUGUCCUCCGCUGCUCAUCUGACGGCCGGGGCACUCGGCGGUGCCGCCGCGUCACUGGUCCGGGUCCCGACUGAAGUCGUUAAGCAGCGCAUGCAAACGGGACAGUUCGCUUCUGCCACGGGCGCUGUCAAGGGUAUUCUUGCAAAAGAGGGGUUCAAAGGGCUGUAUGCGGGAUUUGGCUCGUUCCUCCUAAGAGAUCUGCCAUUCGAUGCAAUGCAGUUCUGUAUGUACGAGCAGCUGAAGUUAGGGUUAAAGAGUCUGGCAAGGAGAGAACUGCGCGACGAGGAGAUGGCGGUGAUCGGUGCCGUGUCGGGGGCUCUGACUGGGGCCAUCACGACCCCCCUGGACGUGAUUAAGACCAGGCUCAUGGUCCAAGGAACGUCCUCGCAGUACCGAGGAGUAGCAGACUGUAUCGCGACCGUGUGGAGAGAAGAGGGACCCCAUGCCUUCAUGAAGGGGAUUGGGCCCCGAGUACUAUGGAUUGGAAUAGGGGGGUCCAUCUUCUUUGGGGUGCUAGAGAAAACAAAAGCCGCCCUUGAUAAAAUGCACACACCCCUUGUUGUAAUCCAAGAACCUGUAGAGGCUUGAUCCACCCAUCAGGUUUAUUUUUUUUUGGGGGGGGGGAG
Messenger RNA from Chara braunii, 1880 nucleotides. The record is from the annotation of a GenBank genome assembly. Lineage: Eukaryota; Viridiplantae; Streptophyta; Charophyceae; Charales; Characeae.